Molecule: messenger RNA, 1749 nt
Organism: Neurospora tetraspora
Lineage: Eukaryota; Fungi; Ascomycota; Sordariomycetes; Sordariales; Sordariaceae
Product: aspartic peptidase domain-containing protein
Exons: 3
Coding region: 1-1749 (582 amino acids)
Biological process (GO): proteolysis
Cellular component (GO): fungal-type vacuole
Molecular function (GO): aspartic-type endopeptidase activity
Source: RefSeq, a predicted model, not a curated record
AUGUUACCCAACCUACCCCUAGGCACCUUCGCCUACGGCCUCCUCUACAGCCUCCUAACCUUCACCCUCCUCGUCCACGCCGCCGCCUCCAUAAACCUCACCCCCACCGAGCGCUACCUCAGAGACUCGGCCCCCAAGCUCCCGGGAAUCAAAUACACCGUCCCCAAGCCCGUCCUCGGUUCGCGUCCCAACACCCGCAAGCUCGACGUCGCUCACUCCUUCCAAACCCUCCAAGGCGUCUCUUCCCACUCCUCCACUGGCUCCAGCAACGCCCCGCGCGCCGCCCUGGUGAACCGCCGCUCAGCCGCCUCCAUCCUCGGCCAACACCAACGCCGUCUGCGCCAAAACUCCCUUCGCACCCACGGUGGCCCUGAUGGCCAUGGCGGCGGCGAAGAGGGAGAAGACGAAGAAGGAUCCGCCUACGGCUACGAAAACGUCACAGUAACCACCGCCUUCGGCACCCAAUACGCCGCCGAAGUGCACUGGAACUCGGUCCCUUUACUCCUCCUCCUAGACACCGGCUCCUCCGACACCUGGGCCAUCACCCACAACUUUUCCUGCUUAGACUACCUCGGCAACGAUGUCCCUCAAGAAAUCUGCGGCUUCGGUCCCGCUUACACCCUCCCCCCCGCUCAUACCACUCCCACUCCCACUCCCAUCCCCGGCACUGGCAGUAACAGCACCAACUCCUCUACCAGUCAUCCAUCCCCCCAACCACCAAAGGAAGAAGACCUCUGGAAACCCUACGGCCCUACGGACCCGCAGACGCACAUGUUCAUCCAGUACGGCGACGGGGAGAUCGUCACGGGCCCGAUGGGGUUCGCGGAUAUCACUGUGGGAAACAUCACCGUUAAGAAACAGCAGGUGGCGUUGGCGGAGAAGACGUUUUGGUUUGGGAAUAAUUUGACGAGUGGGUUGAUGGGGCUGGCGUUCCCGAGUUUGACGAAUGCUUAUUUGGGGGGGAUGCCGGGGAGUGGUUCGGGAAGUGGAAGUGGAAGUGGAAGUGGUGAGGGUGAGGGUGGUGAAGGUGGUGAAGGUGGUGAGGGAGGAGGAGAAGGCGAGGGUGGUGGUGAUGGAAGUGGACUAGGAGGCGGUUCAGGCCAUGAAUCCUACAACCAGCUGUACUACCCGCCGUUGUUCACGAGCAUGGUCAACCAGGGCUCGGUGCCGCCGCUGUUCAGUAUCACGAUUGAUCGGAAUGCUAGCUCGGGAUUGCUGGCUUGGGGUGGAUUGCCGCCUGCUAAGGGGCUGGAGAAGGGGAAGGAUGUGGAGUUGGAUAUGAUUAUUACAAACUUGAUCGACGUCCCCGAAACCGCCUACGAUUACUCCUUCUACACCGUCAUUCCCGACGGGUGGCAGUUCGGCGCAAACACCAACACCAGAAAAUUCCCUUAUAUCGUCGACAGCGGAACUACCCUCUGCUACCUCCCAUCCGCCGAAGCCCAACAAAUCAACACAGCAUUCAACCCCCCGGCCAUCUACCUCUGGAUGUACGGCGCCUACUUCACCUCCUGCGACGCCAUCGUUCCCCGCGUCGGCGUGGUCCUGGGCGGCAAGACCUUUUACAUCAACCCCGUCGACUUGAUUAACCAGGACAUGGUCGAUCCGUUGACGGGGCUGUGCAUGACGGCGAUUGCGGAUGGUGGGGCGGGACCGUAUAUCCUUGGGGAUGUUUUUAUGCAGAAUGCGUUGACGGUGUUUGAUGUGGGGAGGGGGAAGAUGAGGUUUUUGGGGAGGGAGUUUUAUUGA